CCAGAGAAUGUGAGCGAUUGGGGUAAAGUGGUGCUGGCGUAUGAACCUGUGUGGGCCAUUGGGACAGGCAAGACAGCCUCACCUGAACAGGCUCAGGAGGUCCAUGAGAAGUUGAGGGCGUGGCUCAGAUCCAACGUGUCAGACGACGUGGCCGACUCUGUGCGCAUCAUCUACGGAGGUUCAGUAACGGCAGGUAACUGCAUAGAGCUGGCGUCACAGAACGACGUGGACGGCUUCCUGGUGGGUGGAGCCUCUCUGAAACCAGAGUUUAUUGAAAUCAUCAAUGCACGUGCUUAACGGACGCAGCUUUGGCUCCAUCAGCCAGCCCUUCAGAUUGACAACAUGUCUCUGUAAACUGGGCUGAAUGAUCAGCAGGUCCGAAAAUAAAGUUUUAUUUUGCUAAAUAUAUGUUAUGAAAGAGGUAUAGAAUUAAUUUAAAGUAAAUAUCUUUAUAUUUUGUGGUCCUUGGUUGUCAUAUGUUGUAUUUUCCUCUUUAAUGUAUUGCCCCGGAGUAUUUUGAUGUUCUCAAUUGUGUCUUAAACUCUGUUUAAAUGUUGUAUUAACGAUGCACUCUCACCCAUAUGCACUAACUGUUACUUCAGGGCCCUUGACAAUAAAAGCUUUUCACAGACUGUACUGUUUAUAUAUCUAUAUACUAUAUAGAUAUAUAAUAUAAACCUGAAAAUCGAGUACUCAGCUUUGAGUAGUCAAGACUUUUAUUGUGAAGUUGUUACCAAUAGGCACAAAAGAUUGAUGUAGUAAUCACUGCACAGUGCUGUUGUAUGUUUAACCCUUUGUGUUCCGUGUUUAUCAUAGGAACAGGAAUAAUAAAUUAAUAAAAUGUGAAACACGAACAUAUGUUACCUUGUUUUGCAUUGUUUGCUCUGCUUAUUAUGCUUUCUGGAGUUUUCCUUUUCCUGUAGUUAGUGUAGGUUUUUGUGCAUGUUAAUGGUCUGGAAAAAAAUAAAGACCUUUUUGAACAUUAAAGCAUGUAAACAUGUCGCAGUAGGGGCAAAAAAUACUAAUAUGAACCUGAACAUUUGCCUCUUUAAGAAAUUGUGUGCAUUCUGUUCAAAUAAAUAAAGGAAGGUUCAUGUGA
This is a messenger RNA of Notothenia coriiceps (black rockcod), 1099 nucleotides long. RefSeq names its product triosephosphate isomerase-like. The record is from RefSeq and is a predicted model, not a curated record. The annotation marks the transcript as partial. The transcript is spliced from 3 exons. Lineage: Eukaryota; Metazoa; Chordata; Actinopteri; Perciformes; Nototheniidae. Gene Ontology annotation, cellular component: cytosol. Gene Ontology annotation, biological process: glycolytic process; glyceraldehyde-3-phosphate biosynthetic process; gluconeogenesis. Gene Ontology annotation, molecular function: triose-phosphate isomerase activity.